Sclerotinia sclerotiorum 1980 UF-70 is the source of this 255-nucleotide messenger RNA. RefSeq lists its product with no specific name. The coding region runs from base 1 to 255 and encodes 84 amino acids. The record is from RefSeq and is a predicted model, not a curated record. NCBI's taxonomy places the organism in Eukaryota, Fungi, Ascomycota, Leotiomycetes, Helotiales, Sclerotiniaceae. The transcript has 3 exons.
AUGCAACCAGACGCCCCUUCCCAACCUCUGUCUCUAAAGACGAAACAAGACCGAACAAACUAUACUCCACAAGCGACUUAUGAAUGGUGCAGCAUGAGAUCCUCGAACCCUAAAUCUCGUGUUAAUCCCUGUGCGGAUAAAAAGCGGGGAUGCGGUAAGCGUCUUCCUAGUAAAUAUAAAGUUAAACGAUUCUCAACCAAGCGAAGAACAUUAAAAAGUAAUGAAAAUAGUAAGCUGCCAACCUAUUUUGAUUAA